UGCCAGUGAUCGGAUGAAGCUCAAAAUUAUUCCGCGAGAUUUAUUGUCCACAGCCUGACAGUUUGGAGACUCGCAUGCGAUUCAUGUCUAGAAGGACUGAUUUGACUUUCACAAAAGGUUUAGUUAAAAUCGUCAUGUUACUGCAGCAGCUUGUUGUUAUCAGUACGGUGAUGCUUCUUUCCUCUGGUUUUGAUGCUUCAUCUUUAGGUGUUGCGUUAUGAUAUAAAUGUCGCUGGGUUGAGGCCUACAGUAUAUUUGAAGCAGAUGGUUUACGGUGUAAGAAGAUGAUGCGAUGUUAGAUCACCAAAUGUUCACCUUUGUGAAACAAUAGUCAUCAGUAUGUACUGGAAAUGUGCUGGGUAAAUCCAGUAACAGCUAAUGGGGUUGAAUUAAGCCCAUAAUUAAGAUCUAGCGUCUUUUGCCAGUUGGCCUGAACAGUUUGAUACGUAGUGGAUGCUGGAGAGGCCUGUCUUAUUUUCCACAAUAUCAGGGCUGAAAAUGUGACUUUUCUCAACAUAGGAAACAAGUUUUUCAGUUUAUCUAACUUACAUGGUGAAGUUAAAUGAAAGGGGAAAAUGGACCUACAGUAAGACAAAUGAAAGUUAAUAAAACACACUGAUUUUGAUUUAAAGGCCGGAAAAUGGAAUUAACUAUUUGCAUAAUUCUUUCAGAAAUUGGGGGCAAGAGUAGGCUAAAUAAAAGUUGGUUGAGGACACAUAAAUAAUUAAGUGAAAGGCUAUAUUGGCUAUUAAGUGGAAUAUUGUAGCAGCUGCACUGCUGAAACCAUCGCUCUUUUGUUUGUUUUUAUUAAAUAUAUUAUGCUUAAACAAAUAAAACCUAAGUGCAGAUUACAUUGAACGUCCAGGUAUCAUUAAAAAAUUUCGAGGAAACCAAUAGUGAAUCCAUUAAACAGGUUUUAUUCACCAAUGACGCAUUAUCUCUAGUAUCUGGCUUUCUAUAAUGAGCUUUUAUUGCCUUUAUUCUACUUUGUAAUGCCCUUUAUGUUGAGCAUCCACAUGUUUUACUGUAAUGCGAUAGUCAGCUUUUCUAUUUGAGUUCGUUCUUAGAUGCAUGUAUGUUUGUAAUUUGCUUAAGGACCUUGAACGCCUCCCUUCAAUUUUAAUAUUUAGAUAUUUUACAUGUUAUUUUCAUUAUCCUCCUUUGAAUAAAAAAUAUCAACUUUUUUGGGUACUUUCCCCAUGUGCGCAGAAACUGCAGGCUUAUACGCACUCAGCUCGUCUCCUCCUCCCCUCCUGCCCUCGCUGUUCUCGGUUGUCUGUUUUCUUGAAGUGGGUUCAGGGGAAGUGUUGAGGGGGCGGAUAGUUUUGAUUUUCUCUACAUCGUGCUUAGCCAAUAAUGUAGAGGGAACUGUUGUGCACAUCUCAGCUGGCAGACAUUUAAAAGGGAGACAGUCCGGCGCUGGAGCAAUUUGUAUUAAACCCCCUGGCCCCUGUCUAUGGAGUGGUUAGUCUCCCACCCAUCCAGAGUCCCACCAGUGUGCAGUCGACAGUAGUAGGUGUCUAUCACCUCGGAAGGUGCCACAGAAGACUGACAAGAUCAGAUCAUCGCACUUGAAGCUGUGGAGGCUCGCAGGAUGGCCAACUCGACGCGUAUCUUCUGCAGUAUGGUUUUCAUCAUUGGGUUGCUCUCCUCUCCCGUGGAUUCAAAAAGAAACCGAAGUUCACAAGGCGCCAUUCCUCAUCCUGACAAAAGCAACCCAAACGAAUCGGAGCAGCAACCGCAGCCUCCGCAGGCGGGCUCCGGGUCUCGGCAGAGGCAGGGCUCAUCCUCACCAGCCGACGAGGUGCUGGAGUCCAGCCAGGAAGCUUUACAUGUGACGGAGCGCCAGUAUUUGAAACGGGACUGGUGCAAGACGCAGCCCCUCAAACAGACCAUCCACGAGGAGGGCUGCCUCAGUCGCACCAUCAUCAACCGCUUCUGUUACGGACAGUGCAACUCCUUCUACAUCCCCAGGCACAUCCGCAGGGAGGAGGGUGCCUUCCAGUCCUGUUCGUUUUGCAAACCGAAGCGUUUUACCACUAUGACGUUUACUUUGAACUGUCCGGACCAGCAGCCACCCACAAAGAAGAAACGCAUCCAGCGCGUCAAACAGUGCCGCUGCAUAUCAAUAGACCUGGACUAGUCAAAAGACGAGCAUAAUGGGUUGUGAGUGUGUGUUUGUGUGUGUGUUUGUUUCUUCAUAUUCUUCUGCUUCAUCGACAGGAUUGUUGGGAGAAAAGAAGAAAGGCUGUCACACAGCCAAGAACACGUGCCUGUCUCCAGUAGGAGAUGUGCUUCACAUACGAUGACAUCUAGGCUUCCUACUAUGAAUCUCUCUUCUUGCACAAUGUGUGAACAAUUAUGGACAUGCAACUUAUAAACAGACGUUGAACUGCAUCGAACAUUUUACUCAUCACUAAUUUGCCAAUUUUGAAAACAAGCAUCACUGCACGGGAACGUUGACUUGGAAUGGGCACGUUUUACGCACGGCUUUCUCACCCCAAUAGGACAGCAUAAUCCCGGUUUAUUUAAUAAACCAGUAACUCACAAUUCAAAACACUCAUUGCGUGACAGGAGAACAUUCCUGUCCGACUUUGUAUUUUUUAUGUGUUUAUAUGUGUUUGUUAAACUGGAUGUUUCCACUGUGUGGAAUUUGGAUGGAUGAGUGGCGAUAUUUGUAAAUGGAAAAUGUGAUUUUAUUUCGACAUUUCAAGAAUCUUUCAAGGUUAACCUAAUUGAUUUCUGUGAAUUUCGAAGAUUUCUCUUUUUGUAAAUUGGGUGCCUACUCAAAUGUAGAGACACUAGGCUUCUUUGUUUAGUUAAAAAACGUGACAAUGUACAGCGGUGGUUUAGACACUAUCGAGAUGUAGAGCCGUAUUUGAUGUAACCGGUUUGUUUAUUCCUUGGAUUAAAUUAUCCACGAAAACAUAAAAUAAACGGAUGCUGGCA
This is a messenger RNA of Thunnus maccoyii (southern bluefin tuna), 2949 nucleotides long. RefSeq names its product gremlin 1b (gene grem1b). The record is from RefSeq and is a predicted model, not a curated record. Gene Ontology annotation, molecular function: receptor ligand activity; BMP binding. The transcript has 2 exons. Gene Ontology annotation, biological process: animal organ morphogenesis. NCBI's taxonomy places the organism in Eukaryota, Metazoa, Chordata, Actinopteri, Scombriformes, Scombridae. The coding region runs from base 1595 to 2143 and encodes 182 amino acids.